ACGGCGCGGACCGGGCGGGAGCUCCGCGGCCCCGGGAUCCCCCGGGAUUCUCCCGGGGCUGGAGCGUGUGCGGGGAAGGGAGCGGAGCUGGGGAAGGGGCUCGGGAUGGAAUUCCUGACACUCUUCCUGGUUUACCUGUGCUUUGUGCUCCUUGUCACUGCUCUGCUCUGCCUCUGCUCGGGAAGGAAGGAGAGUUUCCUCGCAAGGAGUGUCAACAGGGCAAGCCAGGUGCUCUCGCUGGUGAUCCCCAGCCAGCUGCAGAGGGUGGCACACAGGGUGGCACACGGGGCACUGCACAGGCUCCUCCACACCAGGAGCUGUUUGUUUGUUGUCCUGCACAUGGCCCUGCAGGCUGCAGUGUUUGGGGAAUACACCUGGGAAGUGUUUGGGUACUGCUGGGAGCUGCAAUUCCACCUCCUCCUCCUCCUCCUGCCCUACCUCCUGCUGGCUGGGAACAUGAGCUGCUUCCUGCUCUGCUCCCGGGCCAAUCCUGGUAUAAUAACAAAAUCCAACCACGCAUCCCUGGUUAAGGUUUAUGCUUAUGAUGGGGUGAUGUUCCAGAGAGGCACCGUGUGCCCCACGUGCACCAUGGAGAAACCAGCCAGGUCCAAGCACUGCAGUGUGUGCGGGACGUGCAUCCAUCGCUUCGACCACCACUGUGUGUGGCUCAACAACUGCGUGGGGGCCUCCAACGCGGGCUGGUUCCUGCUCUACCUGCUGUCCCUGACGGCCACGGCCACCGCCCUGGCUGCCACCACCCUGGCCUUCCUCAGCCACGUGGUGCAGCUCUCCAACCUCCUGCACAGCACUUACCUGGACGCCCAGGGCCAGGAGCGCCCCGUGGGGAUUCCCUUCAUCGUCCAGCACCUUUUCUUGACUUUCCCCAGGAUUGUCUUCAUGCUGGGGUUUGUUAUCCUGCUCACACUCGUCCUGGGUGGAUACAGUGCUUUCAGUCUGUACUUGGCCUUCACCAACCAAACCACCAACGAAUGGUGUAAAUCCAGAAGAUUUGGGGUGUCCCACCAUGUCUCAUCACAGGCCCCUGACAGACAAGUUGUCUACAAAAACAUUUAUUCUAAAGGAAUCUGGAGGAAUUUAAAGGAAAUCUUUAGGCCUCCUACAGCACUGGAAAGGAAGAAGAAAACAUGAAGAUAUUUGUGCAUCUUUAAACUUUUUUUUGGUAAGAUUUUUAUUGCAGCAGUGGGUCUGGAUGCCCCAAACAGCUUUUGGAACCAGAUUACUGCAGAAUUUGGGCUGAUGGUGCCCCAGCAGAGCAAGGUUCAGAUCCCUCCCUCUGUGAGGUCUCUGAGGUUCAGCUCAGCCCUGUCUGCAGGAUACAGGGACCAGUAGGAAUUUCCUGGGAUGGAGAGGAUGGUUUGGUCCAUCUCCCUGCAGUGAAUGUUCCUCUCUCUGGGAAGGGCCAACACAGAGCUGCUGUGAAUUUUGAGGAAGCUGCAUCUUUUGUGAGUAUCUUUGUGUGGGAAAUGAUUAACCCAUUUCUGUAACAGUAAGUACAACAGGGUGUAUGUAUUUAACUGGAAAAAAGAUGGUUAUUGACAGCAUCUUAACCUACAGAGACCACGUUCUGCUGCAGAUUUUGUACUAAUGUGGAGCACCUUAAUUUCAGGAAGGACAUUAAAGUGCUGCAUCUCUUUA
Molecule: messenger RNA, 1656 nt
Organism: Neopelma chrysocephalum (saffron-crested tyrant-manakin)
Lineage: Eukaryota; Metazoa; Chordata; Aves; Passeriformes; Pipridae
Gene: ZDHHC4
Product: zinc finger DHHC-type containing 4
Exons: 7
Coding region: 106-1149 (347 amino acids)
Biological process (GO): peptidyl-L-cysteine S-palmitoylation; protein targeting to membrane
Cellular component (GO): endoplasmic reticulum; Golgi apparatus
Molecular function (GO): protein-cysteine S-palmitoyltransferase activity
Source: RefSeq, a predicted model, not a curated record